Messenger RNA from Octodon degus (degu), 6464 nucleotides. It is a transcript of the gene Zbtb37, whose product is annotated as zinc finger and BTB domain containing 37. Gene Ontology annotation, molecular function: RNA polymerase II cis-regulatory region sequence-specific DNA binding; protein binding; DNA-binding transcription factor activity, RNA polymerase II-specific. NCBI's taxonomy places the organism in Eukaryota, Metazoa, Chordata, Mammalia, Rodentia, Octodontidae. The record is from RefSeq and is a predicted model, not a curated record. The coding region runs from base 223 to 1506 and encodes 427 amino acids. The transcript has 5 exons. Gene Ontology annotation, biological process: regulation of transcription by RNA polymerase II.
CUCUCACCCUCCAGUGCCGACGGUAGAGACUUUCUUCCAGGGGCUUCCUCCUCACUGGGGAAUUGCCGGAAAGCGCAAACAAAAAAGGCGCUGGUGUGGGCUCCAAAAUAAACACAUCUGCAUUCAUGAUGGCAUCGACUGAGGCUCUUUUUGGAUUAAAAGUUUCAAAACAAACAAUAACGCUUUGGAAAAAGGGUUGAAUGCGUGCCUGCUUCUUCAGGCAUGACCAUGGAGAAAGGAGGGAACAUACAACUGGAGAUCCCUGACUUCAGCAACUCUGUCCUGAGCCAUCUAAAUCAGCUGCGCAUGCAGGGCCGUCUGUGUGAUAUUGUGGUCAAUGUGCAAGGACAAGCUUUUCGGGCUCACAAAGUGGUACUGGCUGCCAGUUCCCCCUAUUUCCGGGAUCACAUGUCCUUGAAUGAAAUGAGUACUGUCUCCAUUUCAGUCAUCAAGAACCCUACUGUUUUUGAACAGCUCCUUUCUUUCUGUUACACAGGGCGGAUAUGCCUGCAACUGGCAGAUAUCAUCAGCUACCUAACAGCUGCUAGUUUUCUGCAGAUGCAGCAUAUUAUAGACAAGUGCACACAGAUCCUGGAGGGCAUUCAUUUCAAAAUUAACGUGGCUGAGGUUGAAGCAGAAUUAAGUCAAACAAGGACCAAGCAUCAAGAGAGACCUCCAGAGUCUCACAGGGUCACACCAAAUCUAAACCGCUCCCUUAGCCCUCGACAUAAUACCCCAAAGGGAAACCACCGGCGGGGACAGGUCAGUGCUGUGCUGGAUAUCAGAGAGCUAAGUCCUCCUGAGGAAUCCACCAGCCCUCAGAUCAUUGAACAGAGUUCUGAUAUAGAGAGCCGGGAGCCCAUUCUCCGGAUCAACCGAGCAGGACAGUGGUAUGUGGAGACAGGAGUAGCAGAUCGGGGUGCCCGGAGUGAUGAUGAAGUUAGGGUUCUGGGAGCAGUGCACAUCAAAACUGAAAAUCUGGAGGAGUGGCUUGGGCCUGAGAAUCAGCCUUCUGGAGAAGAUGGGAGUAGUGCUGAGGAAGUCACAGCCAUGGUCAUUGACACCACAGGCCAUGGAUCUGUAGGACAGGAAAGUUACACUUUGGGGUCUUCAGGGGCCAAGGUGGCUCGGCCAACAAGCAGUGACAUUGACAGAUUUAGUCCCUCUGGCAGUGUGGUUCCCCUGACAGAGAGACACAGAGCCAGAAGUGAGUCUCCUGGGAGAAUGGAUGAGCCCAAGCAACCCAGCUCACAGGUAGAAGAGUCAGCAAUGAUGGGGGUAAGUGGCUACGUGGAGUAUCUCCGGGAGCAAGAAGUAUCUGAGCGGUGGUUCCGAUAUAACCCCCGGCUCACCUGCAUCUACUGCGCCAAGUCUUUCAACCAGAAGGGCAGCCUGGACCGCCACAUGCGCCUGCACAUGGGCAUCACACCAUUCGUUUGCCGCAUGUGUGGCAAGAAGUAUACCCGGAAAGAUCAGCUGGAGUAUCAUAUCCCAUCACAAGUCUAAACCAUUUCAAGCCAGUCUCAACAGCCUAAGUGAGUAGAUUUCUGCCUUUAGGCACAUCUUGAAGUAAGCAUCAGUGACGUAUUUUAAGGUGAGCUACUGAGUUUCCCAUAAAGAAAUCCCAACUGUAGUGGUUAAGAAUCACUCAAAAACUGAAAUGCUAUGCAGGGAACAAAAUUUAAAAUAUGUUUCCACUGGAAACCAAGAUGCUAAGACAGAGGUCACUCAAAGUGUGGCUAAAAGCCACCUCUGGAAUGGCUAUCAGAUAGCAGAGAGAUUUAGAAUUUAUAUGGUAUUUCUAAUAUUUUUACAGAAAUAAUUAUAAAUCGUAUACCUUAAUUUUUUUUUUUUUUAAAGAAAAACAGCCUGUUUUCUUUUUUUGGAAGACUGGCCCAUAAAAAUGACACUAAUAUAAUUGAACUGUAUAUGCAUGUGCAUUGAACACAAAAUCGUAUACUAAUGAUAGUUCACACAAGUAAUUUUUGUGGGAAGUCUAGAUAUUUUCAUAAUAUCUUUUUUCAUAAAUGUAUGUUUAUAAAUAUAUUUACUCAUUCACUAUGUCCUUGGUAGCAUGGAAGCAUUUUGUUAGCUGUAUUAUUGAUUCUAAAAAUCAAAUUCUAGGCAUAGUAGGCUAUCAGAGCAUCUUGUUAAGUCUGUAUUUUGGCUAAGAAAAUUCUUGCACUUUCUAUGUAUAAAGAUGUUAUAACAUUGUAUUCAUUUAGUGAAGCUGUUCUUUAGAGACACAAGAUAUAGGUGUUAAAGUGAAAUAUAUGUUUAAAACCCUGGCAAAAAGAGGGACCUCAGAAAAAGAAACUUGGCUUGCAUCUACCUGAGAAGAGUGAGGAUUAAUGUAACAUUUCAGCUGAAGUAGCUGUUGCUAUAGGCAUACUCUUGCUGUGAAUUACAAUAUUGCUGUGAGUUGUUGGCUAUGUGUGAGUUUCUGAGUGUAUGUGAAGAAAACAAGGUGUUGAAUAAAGGCAGAUAAAGUCAGUAGAAUAUUCUACCUCCCAGGAAAGAUGGAGCACAUGAAGGCUGGUCUGCAGCCCUGGGCAGGAGGCCAAGCUCCUCAGCCACUUCUGUCCCCACUUCUAUCCAGUACUCACUUCAGCUCCUCUACCUCUGAGCCCUUGGCUGAAGAAUGAGUGUAGCUUUCUGUAGCAGGCCAGGGAAACCAUACCUACUGCGGAGGGUGCAGUAGCGAAAUCCUUGUCAGGUGCAGAUACUCAUGUUGAUUUUAUUGCCUAAAAUCAGUGUCAGAACACAAUGCUUAGUGCUUUUGUCUACUGGCUUCUAUUUGACAAGAGUCAAAUAGAGUCUUUGUUUUAAAAGAUGCACCCACUCUUAAUUAGGUGAAACAUUUAUUUGAGUUACAAUUUUCUUUCUUAAUCAUAAUUUGUAAUUCACUGUUCAGGGUCUGAAAUAUUAACCAUAUUUUCCUGAUAGAGCCUCCUGCUAAUGUCUUACAUGGAAGUGUGGUGACCUGGAUUUUCAGAGGAUUUGUUUUGCUUUUGAUCACUCCAAAGAGGGAUACUCUUCUUUAAUGCUGAUACUUGAAUGUUGCAGGUGUAAGAUUCGAUUUCAGUAGUAAAAUGUCUUUAGGCAGGCCUGACCUUAAAAUGCAGCUCUGCGUUCAGUGGAUUUCCUCUUCUGGGCCAAGUCCACUUCCCUACCUUUUGAACAUUUGUUACAGUAGAGAAGGAAAUGGUCUCCUUUAACACUUAUCCUGGAAGCUCACCCACCACCUUUUUGUUCUCAGUCUGUUUGAAGACCUAAACAGGGAUCUUUGGGGACCAGUGACAGCAAGAGAAGGAUCCAUUGGGGGUUGCUACCUGUGUAAAGGUACUAAUUGAUGAGUAUUUCCGUUCUUGGUGACUUUGGGUAGGGCAAGUGGAGAACACAGAGAAUGGUAACAUUCCAAAUAUUGAGACAAACAUUAUUCAUGCAUGACAGCUGACUGGAUAAUACAGAGUAAAGCCUAUAAGUAGCUGAGGUUCUAAACCAUACUAAUCUGUUCACUGCAACUUUUUUCUUUUAGCUGUAGUUGUCAGCCAAUAAGCCAUGCUAAUGCACUAGCCUCAGGAAUUAAUUUCAGCUUAGGAAAUGUUUCUCUCUGGCUUGUCGUAUGUGCCCAGAGUCUUGUCCUAGGCCUGCCCCUGAUGUUUCACUAGAACACAUACUUAAGUUGCAGCCUUACCUAAAUCAGUACUAUAGGUGUUGCUGUCUGUUCUGGUCAGUGAUUUAUUUAAAAGGCAAACAGUGAGAAAUGCCUAGCUGAUUGCAUCAAGGCCUGUUGAACCCAUGCAUCUGGAAGGGAGCUGUGGAGGCAACCUCUGGCUUGGUUCGACACUAGCGUUGAGCUUUAUAUUACAGAACAUUGGCCUGGGGCAGUAGUUCUCCACUUCGGCUGCACAUUAGAAUUGCCUGGGCCACCCCUAGACAUUCAUAUUUCACUAGUCUGUUGUUCUACUGGGAGUUUCAAAAGCUCCAGUGGGCUAAGAGGUAUAAAGGAGGCACUGGGCAUGCACAAGGCGCUGGGUCCAGUCCCCAGCAGCAGGACUUCUGAUGUGCAGCCAGGUGGGAUCACUGCCUCGGGAGCGCUGUCUUUGGCAGCUAGUUCUCUUCACCUGUGACACCCUUACUGACUUUCCAAGCAUGGCUCUCAGUGUACUUAAUAGUGGGCCUGGAUUCAGGUGGUAAAAUGAAUCAUCCACUGCUCAGAGCAAUUGUGGAGGAAGACAUUAUGAUCUACUCAAAUUCCUCUCUGUACCAAACACAAAAUGAGCAUAAGUAAGCAGAACAGACUCUCAAAGUUUGGUCUCUCAAAUCUUUCCUUUGCAUGUGUAAUUGAGCGGAGAGUUCUCAAGUUUGCUAGCUGAAAUAGAGCACUUGAAUGUAUUAAAAGAGCCACGCUGCCAAGGUAAAGAAGCAGGUGUUGUUAAGGUUCAUGCAGGAGAGGAAGGCUCCUGCCUGAGAUGACAGAUGCCGUGAUUGCUGCCUCUUGGCCUGUCUUCUAAGUGAGAUUUCUAAGUGAUUCACUUUUCUUUGUGAAUGAAAUCACUUGCUAAAGCUGAAAUAUUUCUGGAUAUUAUGAGAUGUGAAAUGAGUCAUAUAAGCAUCUUUGUCCUAGGAUCACAAAAGACCUAACGCAGUGAUUCUAAAAUGAGGUUCUGUGUCUUCCUUCUCCUCUAGGGCAGCAAAGAAGUUGUAAUAGCCACCGUCAUUUGUCUCCUGCCUAUAGUAUCUCUUGUCCAAUAGGAGGAAGUGGGGAGUUGUUUUAUUACCCAUAAAAAAGUGCGAACCAGUGUUCAGACUAAUUAGCUACCAAGUGACUUGUGAUUCAUGAAAGAAAUUUAUAUAAAAGCAACUUCAAGUAUAGCCAUCUCUUUUCUAAGAGUAUUCUGAAUCCCAUAGAAAAUUCCAUUUGCACAUGGCCUAUAAGUAAUUGAUCAUUUAAAGUUUAAAGUGGUGGUAUGUGCAAGAAGGAAGGAUAGCAUUAGGCCUUGCUGUUGCUUAAUGCAUAAAUGCUGCAAUGUCAGAGGCAGUGCCUCCAAUGCCUUAGAAGAUCUGCUAAAGGCUUCUUGUGUAUGGAUCAAAUAGAAAAGCAAUAGUCUUUGGAACUCCAAAAAGAGUAGCCCCUGGGGGUUUUCAUACUAGGGAAUGUUGUAGAGUACUGUGAACCCUUUGAACCUUAUGUAAUUAUUCUGCACUGGAUUUUAAGAUUGCAUGGGAUAGAGGAGAGGCGGACGGUAGGGAAGUGAGUCUAGGUAGAUGUGUGAGUAUGUGCUGUACUUGAGCAAGGAAUAAAACAAAUGCCUGAAAGGAAUUUAGGACUGCGAAGUUCAGUCAACUUCCUUUACCUUAAUGGGUUGGCUGGAUUCCUUUCGGAAACUGCUAGACAAUGUUAACCUGAUUGAAGUUCAUUAUCUUGCCCUAUCCCCUGCCCUCAACAAAAAAGCAUUCCCCAACUACAGGCAAAAGGAAUGUGUUCUGUGUAGGUCCACUAGCUUUUCAUCUACUGUGACCUGUGUUCACCUUUUUAGCUUGGUGCAUUAUUUUGUGCUCUGAUUGCAGAACUUAAAUGGACUUGAUAGUUCAGGCAGGAACCAAUGGCUUCCUUUUCCUUUAAGAAAUCUUAAAAUCAGGCUGGGGAUAUAACUCAGUGAUAGAGUGCUUGCCUAGCAUGCACAGGGUCCUGAGUUCCAUCCCCAGUACCCCCCCAAAAAAUAUUAAAAUCAGUAAAAGGAGUACAUUGGAAGAGCAUUCAGGUUUCCUGGUUUCUCAUAAUCUCAGGAUGGGACCCAUUCAUGCUCUGCCUCCAAGAGGUGAAGAGAAGGCUGAGGAGGCAAAGGGAGAAAAGUCAGUGUAGCAGAAGAGCAGUUUCCUCCAGAUGGACGUAGUCUGAAAGCAAUCUGCCAGCUGUUCUCUAUGGUGCUUACAUGGUGGGUGGCAGCUGUCUCCCACCUACUCUGUCCCUGGCACUGUGCCUUCCCCUGGUCACUGUGAAAUGCAGAUCACACUGGACUCAGAGGCCACAAUCCAGGACAAAUCCCCCUUCUCAUUAGAGCCCAUUACUUCUUAUAGCUGAAAAUGUAGCAUUUACUUCUCUUUGAGAAACUUGGGGUCCCCUCCCUAAGAAACAGUAAACUGUUUCAAAGAAAAGAGAAAAUAAGCCUCUGCUGUUAGCUAUCAAAGAAAGAGAUCCUAGGAAGAUUCUGCUCCCCCUCAGUUAGUACUGAUCACAGCAAGAAUCACCUGCGCCCCCUCCGCCUGCGCUUCUAGGGUUCCUGUAGUACUGGUAGACAAUGUAUCCUACGGCAGUUUCUCAUGACUCACUGAUCAAGGAGGAUUCGCAUUAAAACAGACAAUCACUUUCUAAAAUAUAAUCCCUGAAAGGGAAUGGGAUAGCUUAUUUUUAACUCUAGUUAAAAGAGUCUGUUUUUACACUUUGGAGAAAAAAAAAA